ACCAAGGAGGUUCUACGAGAUUAAAAGUCCGUUGCGAACCCCUCGUUCACAAUCGCACAAUGGCUUGGUUGUUUGGUUCAAGGAAUUACACAGGGAAAAAUUAUCCAAAUAAAAGAGCUCAUCACUGCACUUUAUCAGUACUAGUAGGUGAUUCACUAUAUGUAUGGGGUGGUUAUGAGGAUGGUUCACCUAGUGUACAUGAUAGUGAAGAGAAGAGAAGGAUCACUAGUAAUAUACAGCACUUUACUCCUUCAACUGGUCAAUGGAUCACUAGAGGUACUACUGGUACUCCUCCAUUAGGAGUGAGAUGGUACUCCUGUACUGCAAUAAAUGAUCAAUUGUAUUAUUUUGGGGGAUGGUGUGGCCAUGACCACUGCUAUUACAACAGUAUUACACAACUGGAUACUGUUAGUCUUCAAUGGAGAGAGUUAGAACCAACUGAUGCAGCUAGACGAGUUAUGAUGAGAGGUUAUGGUGGAAUGAUAUCAUUUGAACAUGAUGGAGUACACCAUUUACUAAUGAUAGGAGGAAUAGGAUCUAAACCAGCUGUACAACUACCUCAUUAUAAAUAUAUUAAGUUAAUUACUGGAGGCUGGCGUACUAAUGAGCACUCAAUGUAUAAUCUAUCAUCAAGAAAAUGGAAUAAUCCUUCAAUUGCUGGUCAGUGUAUACCACCUGCUAAUAACUUCAUCAUUGAAAAGAUCAACAACACUAGAGCUGUUCUGUUUGGUGGAGUAAAGACUGAUGAUAAUAAUACGACUACUAGAACUAACAAUAUUUAUAUAAUAGGGGUAUCAAUUAGCACUGUGUCCUGGCAGUGUAUAAAGAAACCUGAAGCAAUAGACCAAUGGCCUGUGGGCAGAUGGUUACAUGCAGGUGCUAUUAUUAUAACUGGAUCAGACUGUCCUAUGCUAGUAAUAAGUGGUGGGCGGGAUGAGAAUUCUGAUACAUUAGAUGAUUGUUGGAUCUUUAACAUCACUCAACAUUCCUGGAUAAAGGUAUGUUAGAUAUUAUUGGCCUUACCAGUGAUUAGCGUGGAUGAGGACUAUGUAGCUAAAUGUGUUAUCUGUCAUUCAUUCAUUCUGUCCACCGCAACUCUCACUUUGAAGCACUGUGGUUUUAGAAGGGGCUCUCCUACAGUCACCAAAACUUCCCCAUGCGCUAGAAAAAGUUACUUUCUACUACUUUAUCAAGCAUAACCGGCAGUGGAAGGCACCAAAAACCAUCAAUCUUGCCAAAUGUAGCAGGUUCUCGAUGAAUUUUUUCGUUCUUCGAGUAACAGGGCUUCUUAGUAUCUCUAGAGAGUCACAAAAACCCGAUCUGAAAAAAAUAACGUAGCGUUUUGGUGGAACAUUCUUUGUUUUGAAGAUAUGAUUGCCUAAAAUCACUUACCUCUUGACUUUACACGAGGCGCUUGUCCUUAGGAAGAGUAGUUUAGAGCUUAAUAAAUGUGUGUGUGCAUUGAGUAGAAGCCCAAGACUUCCAGCAGUUAGCCCAAGAGACACCAUUUUACUCUAGCAAUCAAGAUUUGACACUUUCUUUGUACUGUAACAACUGCAUGCUGCACUGUCAGUUUGCAGCCACACCCAACACCCUCACAUCUUAAUUAGACUAUGACAAAACUACCGUACAAGAUGAUUUAUUG
Messenger RNA from Amphimedon queenslandica, 1645 nucleotides. RefSeq lists its product as uncharacterized. The record is from RefSeq and is a predicted model, not a curated record. Bases 60 to 1007 code for a protein of 315 amino acids. NCBI's taxonomy places the organism in Eukaryota, Metazoa, Porifera, Demospongiae, Haplosclerida, Niphatidae. The transcript has 4 exons. Gene Ontology annotation, molecular function: protein binding.